GCCUCCCAGCAGUUUCAGGAGCUGUGUGAGAACAGGUGGUGGAAGGGAAGUCUGCAAACUGCUCACGCUGCUGGAGUGUUUUACGCUGAUGACAUGGUAUCAGAGACUGGCCCUAAAUCAGGACUCAAGUGACUAGUCCCACUGACGUCAAGGGUGAGAGUGCUCGGCACCUUGCAGGACUGGAGCUUCGGAGAGGCCUGAGUCAGCACCUUUGUAAGUUCUAAAAAAGAUCCCAAAAUUUAAAUUGGAAGGAUAAAAACACCUGCAACUCAGCUAGAUCCAUGGGGGCUACUCCACCACCUCCAGAAGAGCUGACCACCCCCUUCCUGAAGAGGACAAAUACGCCGUCUCUCCAAGAGGAAGCCAGUGUGGGUGUCAUCGCAGGUGUCAUCACAGUGGUUUUCAUCACACUCCUGACAGUCCUGGUAGUGAUCAUCAUAUACCUGUACAAGAAUAAAGGUAGCUACCAUACCUAUGAGCAACCAGAAGCAGAUGUGUCAGUACAGAUGGAGAACCUCCCUUCCAAAGGAGAAAAGGAGGAAUAUUUUAUAUAACCCAUUCAGUGGGGCUAACAGCUUCUACACCGGACUCGCGUUUGACGCUAAGUUGCCCAUGUUUCCUGGACUCUGGGAUCUAGAGACUUUUUUUUCCCUAAUUUAUUACACUUUUCCUUCUUGGAUUAAUUUAACAUGUGCACAAUGCUAACCUCAACCAUUGUUCCACUGCGUAGAAUGAUUGUUAAACUGAAGGCAAGGGUCUCCCACUUAGUAAGUGAUUUGGUUGGAAGCACUACAAUGUACAAGUGCUAGCUGUGAUGACCGUGCACUUCCUUGUACGGUUUGUAAUAUGGACUAAUAAACAUCUACGGCAGGGUUGGCAACUU
Messenger RNA from Malaclemys terrapin pileata, 883 nucleotides. RefSeq names its product small cell adhesion glycoprotein (gene SMAGP). The transcript has 5 exons. Bases 282 to 554 code for a protein of 90 amino acids. NCBI's taxonomy places the organism in Eukaryota, Metazoa, Chordata, Testudines, Emydidae. The record is from RefSeq and is a predicted model, not a curated record.